Molecule: messenger RNA, 804 nt
Organism: Panicum virgatum (switchgrass)
Lineage: Eukaryota; Viridiplantae; Streptophyta; Magnoliopsida; Poales; Poaceae
Exons: 1
Coding region: 1-696 (231 amino acids)
Source: RefSeq, a predicted model, not a curated record
AUGAUUCCCGAGUUUAGUGGUGGGUCCAGUCAACUUAUUAUUGUUCCAGCGGCAGGAGAAGUUAUUCUGUAUCGGUUGUAUAUAUUAACACCUCCUGGGCAUAAGAUCGACAACUUGGAAAUCCCACGCACAUGCAUAUUUCCAAGUCCUCUGCAUGCGUGUUUCUCCGAAGGCCGCAUAGCCAUGGCGGGUAGUUACCUAAGGCACUUCGCCGACCCACACAUGCUUCAGAGGUUGCAGUACAGCUGCACGGCCUCUCACACCUGCGACAUCUGUCUAUCCAAGCUCGCCGGCCGCGUCGGCUACCGCUGCAACACCUGCAACUUGGACAUCCACGAGUACUGCGCGGAUUCCUACAAGCCGACCAUUACCUUCUUCGCCCACCCCUGGCACACCCUCCAGCUGAGCCGCAUCCCCAGGUCCGGCGUUGGAUGGGUGUGCGACCUCUGCGAGGAGAAAUGCCCGCCAGGGAGUUUGGUGUACCGCUGCAUCGACUGCUUGUUCGACGCACACCCUCGUUGCACGCGGCGGUUCCCGCAGACGAUUCGCAGCUCACUCCACCCGGAGCAUGACCUCCGCAUGGUCCCUUCGUCGGGACACGUGUGCGGGGCCUGCCGCACAGGUUUACCCGUGUGGCAAUACGUCUGUGGGGGUUGUAAGGUCAGAUUUCACAUCGCGUGCGUCAAGAGCGGAUAGAUCAUCGAGCCACCAUGUUUGUCCUGGCCUGGACGCGGCACUCUAAAAUAACUUCGUUCACCACGUACGUAUUUGAUUGUCUUACUAAGCGCACAGGCUGUGCAUGCA